Messenger RNA from Pomacea canaliculata, 1884 nucleotides. RefSeq names its product methionine aminopeptidase 1D, mitochondrial-like. The transcript is spliced from 7 exons. Bases 146 to 1210 code for a protein of 354 amino acids. Gene Ontology annotation, molecular function: metalloaminopeptidase activity. Lineage: Eukaryota; Metazoa; Mollusca; Gastropoda; Architaenioglossa; Ampullariidae. The record is from RefSeq and is a predicted model, not a curated record. Gene Ontology annotation, biological process: proteolysis.
UACACAUUGUAAACGAGCAAAAAGUUCUUGGACCACCAGGUGCACCUUUGCCACUUCAGUCAUUUUCAUGAACUCAUUUCCCAGAAACUUUAAUGAAAGGCUUUUGGUAUGGUUAUGAUAGAAUUAUUUAUAAUUGUGGCAUUCCAUGGUCUCACUUAAAACCACAUGCGGAUUUCAAAAUAUAAGAGGACCAGGCAUUUUCAGUUUCCUGGAAACCUUACUUCUUGGUUUAUCAAGUGCAAUGACAAGACUCAGUGUUUCACUUCAAGUAAUACAACUACAGCUAUGCACCAUAAACAUUGUCAAGACUUUCAAGAGGUAUCUAGGAAUCAGCUCCUUUCUGUGGGGUUUACAAAGGAAACAUAACAUAGUUCUGCCAGGAAAAGUCAGUCCCACACUUGAAGUGCCUGACUCCAUUUUUAAGCCACAAUAUGUUACACAAAAACUUUCUGUCACAAAAGCACCUCCAGAUGCAGAAGUGAAAUCCCCAAAACAGAUUGAAGGAAUGAGAAAAACAUGCAGUAUUGCAGCAUCACUUUUAAAAUUUGCAGGUUCACUUAUCAAGGUUGGUAUGACAACAGAUGAACUGGACAAAGCAGUACAUGCAGAAUGUUUAUCAAAGGGAGCCUAUCCUUCUCCUUUGCUAUACCAGGGCUAUCCUAAAUCAAUCUGUACAUCUGUAAAUAAUGUUGUAUGCCAUGGAAUUCCUGAUGAUCGCAGGCUUCUAGAUGGCGAUAUUAUUUGUGUGGAUAUUACAGUUUUCUAUGAUGGCUACCAUGGAGACACAUCGGCAACAUUUCUGGUUGGCAGUGUUGCUGGUGAAAUGUGUCAUCUUGUAGAAGUUGCGCGGCAGUGCCGUGAUGCUGGCAUAGCGGUUUGUCGUCCAAAGGCACGAUUUAGUGAAAUUGGAUGGGCAGUCAGCAACUGUGCAGAGUCUGCAGGAUACUCGGUAGUCCCAGAGUUCUGUGGCCAUGGUAUUGGAGAAUAUUUUCAUGGGCCUCCAGACAUCAUCCAUGUUGCAUAUGAUGAUGAUGCAGAGAUGGAAGAAGGAAUGACAUUCACAAUAGAGCCAAUCAUCUGCAUGGGAUCCCCUGAGAUACGGAUCUUACAGGAUGGGUGGACAGCUGUAACUACAGACAACAGCUGGUCAGCUCAGUUUGAGCAUACGGUUCUUGUCACUCGCUCAGGUGUGGAAGUACUGACAACGUAACAGCUGCAAAAGAAAAAAAGAUUUAUUAAAAUAAAUAAGACACUUACGAAGAGUAUGAACAGUCUACUCUGAAAAAUCCAAAAGACAAAUUAAGAAGUACUUUGUGAGUGCUUUGAAUCAGUAUGUUGUUGGUAGGAUGUAUAACACAUCAGGACUGAACAUUCUACCUCAAUACACAUGAAGCCUUCUUUGAGUCAUGCAGAACUGCUUUCCAUACACAUUUUUGUAAAUGAAGGCAUUUAACAACAGGUAUUGUCAGAAGAUAAAUUUAGGAGGUUUGAAGAUGUAUGUGCUGAAGGAGAACUAAUGAGCACUUGGCAAAUUUAUUGACAAUCAGCAAGCAUUUAUGCUGUUUAAGAAAUUGAUGAUGUUAUUGGUGUCAAGAGCAGAAAAUCAGGGUUUGAUGAUAAGGAAUGAUAUAUACUCUACGAAUACAGUCGAUUUUUUGGAUCUGGUGAUACCUCCUGGCUAGCAAAUGGCAUGACUUUUUCAUCAAUGCUUUUGUGUAUAUAGUAAUUUUUGUAGCUGGUACUUUUCCAUACAUAUAUAGGUAUUUGUCACACACCUCUAAAGUUUUAAACAUUUUUUUAACAGUAAAAACUUUGUAAAUGCUAAGGAGAAUAAAGUGCUAUAAAAAGCUUGAAGGCAAUAAAGAAAAAGUAACUAAGGUUUCA